AGCUGAUAAAGCUUAUCCUCUUGGCCUAAGUAGCAGUCCGUGCACGGUUAUUAGCCGCUAGUCGGAGAGUUAGUAAGAUCCUGGCAAAAUCUCGGCUGUUUAGCUCAACGACGGAGCUUGGCCAAUUCGACAUUUCCCUGUGUUGCCGUCGCCAAUUCAUUUGACCUUUGCGUCGUUUUCAGCCUACACACACCCACUGCAUCACCAACCACACCCCCCGACGAGUUUCCCUCUCGACAAACAACCUCUAUUCAAAAUGGGCGGCCAGAUGUACAAUCUUUUCGGCAAGCAGGUUGCUUCGCAAUACCUCGCCAUGGGCGUCCUCGCCUCCCUCUUCGGCGGUGUCGCCGUCGCCACCUCCGGCGGCAGCGCUGCUAAGCCCACCACCCCCGGUGCUACCCCUCCAAUCAAUGCCUCCAGCUCCGACGAGGCCGACUUCAUCAAGAAGUUCCUCGAGCAGGAGGGCUCCGCCGAGAAGAAGCACUAAGAGGAUGGAAUCCUGCGUGGAGGGGUUGCUGGAUAGACGAUGAGUACUCGAGGAAACAUACGCCAUGGGUUACCGGCAUGGUGGUUGGUGGAUGUUGAACAAAAAGCAAGCAACGCACGUGUUUGGCUUGGUGCUGUUCAUUCUCGCGCAAGACUUGAACUUGUUGCGAGGAGUGUACAUAUAUAUCAUCAUCAGCAAUGGGGAGGUUACGGUUGAAAUGAGAUCGGACACAGCAAGAUGUUUGCCUCUUGAGCAACGUGGAUGUUUUUGGUGCUUGUAUCUGUGCUUUCACGAAUGGGCAAUAUGGGAUGUUUGGAGGGAGCUAUCGACACUCGAAGUUACAAGUUGGUAAGAUUUUGAACUCAGUACUUCUGAUGACACACCCUAUUAGGUACAAUUCCCGGGCUAUCUACCGCCAUCCGACACCUUAUAGCCCCGGGAGUUUCUCAAGAUGCGAAAUAACCCAUCCUGCUGCGAAACAACGUAAUAAUAACGAAAUGAAGCACUAAACACUAAACAAACUGCCAACCACAUAAGGUUCGACUUUGGGUAACCCAAAGGUUACCUUGCCCUCCCCCCUGCCUUCUUUUCUCCAGCCUCAUCAUCAGGCGGUCACAUAGUCGGUCUGCCUGCGUCCAGGUACAAGACCUCACAACCUCGUCUCAAGGUAAAGGCCAAGCAGUAUCCGUCGUGAUCUUGUUGAUUUCGUCAAGCAUGCUCGCAAAUUUGUUGGCAGUCUCUAAUGGGGCUGUCUUGACGACACGCUCUUGCUGUUCCUCCUCCUCGUUAUACUGAGGCGAGGUUCACACCGGCAGCCCUCUUGGACCCUCCUCUCCUUUCCUUGCCGCGGAGAACGCUUCCUUUCACCACCAACGGAACCCUCGAUGCACACCAUCGACUACAGCCACUUGGUCAAGUCUUUGUUCUGCCCCGCAUCCUCCAGCACGCAGUUGAUGACAACAGGGUUGGACUCGUCACGGGUGUACAAAAAGACGGUGUUGCCGUAUCUGUUCUUGGCAUGGCAAAGGCGUGUUGGAUCUUGCGGUGGUGGGGGGUGGUGUCGUCGAGGCAGAACUUUGCGCAGGUUUCCAGCUUGGCGGACUGGAAGGCGAUCUGCAUUAUCCAGCGGGAGUAGGAUGGGGCCUCGUCCGCAAACUCGCGAAGGUGCCAGAAGCGGCGCUGGCGGCUGUUCUUCUCGUCGUGGUAGUAGAUAGUGUCGGAGGUGAUGAUGUUCUUUCUGGACCAGUGGAAGCCCUCCCGGAUCAGGUCCGAGACGGGGGGUGCCGUUGAGGCAGCGGAUGGCGAAGUAGAGGCACCACUCGAGCUUUUCCUCGGGCUUGGUGAAGGCGUUGGGCGUCAUGGUGAAGUAGAUGCCGUCGGUCAGCUGGAGGUUGCCCAGCGUCAUGCGGGCCAUUUCGGGAAGGACAGUCAUGAUGGUUGUCUUUGUGGGUGUUAGAGCAUGGUUAUUUGCUCGUUCAUGAUGGAUUUUCUCAUCGUUCAUGAACGGUUACUUACUCGUUUGGGUACGAUUAUUUCAUCGCUUGUGUGUCGUUGUGUGACCGUUCAGGUAUGCUCUUGAUCGUUCGCGCAGCAGGGUUGAUGUGGUG
Molecule: messenger RNA, 2094 nt
Organism: Podospora pseudocomata
Lineage: Eukaryota; Fungi; Ascomycota; Sordariomycetes; Sordariales; Podosporaceae
Exons: 3
Coding region: 257-487 (76 amino acids)
Biological process (GO): proton motive force-driven ATP synthesis
Source: RefSeq, a predicted model, not a curated record